Molecule: messenger RNA, 1706 nt
Organism: Clarias gariepinus (North African catfish)
Lineage: Eukaryota; Metazoa; Chordata; Actinopteri; Siluriformes; Clariidae
Gene: dlx2b
Product: distal-less homeobox 2b
Exons: 3
Coding region: 160-996 (278 amino acids)
Biological process (GO): embryo development; cell differentiation; negative regulation of transcription by RNA polymerase II
Molecular function (GO): RNA polymerase II cis-regulatory region sequence-specific DNA binding; DNA-binding transcription factor activity, RNA polymerase II-specific
Source: RefSeq, a predicted model, not a curated record
UUCAGCAAGGACUCCUGUGAAGCACUGCUAAACAUCCCUCACGUUCCAAAAGAGAUCGGAUCAUAACCAUAUACCUAAGCAGGAGUGUUGUCAGAUACUAUUUGUUCAGAUUGCUGCUUUAAUUACUGCCAAGGUAAUUACCAUAAGGAGAGGGAAGAGAUGACAGCGGUCCUGGAUAGCCUUGGUUCGGAUAUGCACACAACCCAUCUUACCUCCAGUAACUUCAGCGCCGUGCACAAGUCUCAGGACUCUCCCACACUCCCAGUGUCCACCGUCACCGACAGCAGUUUCUACAGCGUCCCUCAGAGCGCAAACUGCGCAGGAACAGCGGCUUACGCGCAGCUCGCGUCCUACUCGUACUCCCAUGGCGGAGGGGUGAGCGGUGGACCCUACAGCCCCAAACCCUACGACAUGGGCUUCGGCUCUUCAUACGGCGCUUAUGGCGCCUACGGACCCGGUUCUCCAUCACCAACUCCUACAGAGCCAGAGAAGGACGAGAGCGAGCCUGAGGUGCGCAUGGUGAACGGCAAGCCAAAGAAAGUCCGGAAACCGCGAACCAUCUACUCGAGCUUCCAGCUGGCUGCUCUCCAACGCCGCUUCCAGAAGACGCAGUACUUGGCGCUACCGGAGCGCGCAGAGCUCGCAGCCUCUCUGGGCCUGACACAGACUCAGGUGAAGAUCUGGUUUCAGAACCGCCGCUCCAAGUUCAAAAAGUUGUGGAAAAAUGGGGAGAUUCCGCCAGAGCAGCACGUGGGCUCAGGUGACUCUCCUCCGGCGUCUCCUCCCUCACACACCGCCUGGGAUUUCCCCUCAAACCAACAAGCUACAGCAGACGGGGACUCUAAUACAGAGCAGGCGGUUGGUCCCCCCAACACCACCGCACCAUCGUAUUUGUCCAACUAUCCAUGGUACUCAUCCACGAACGCACAUUUACAGCAAAGCGCGCUCUCGCAGCCCCAUCACAACUCCGCCAUGAGCGCUGGGGCAAUUUUCUAGCCACGAACUCGGGCAUCGGAUGCACCUGUUACAGAACAGUGAACUUGUAGUGCACAUACAAGAACGGAGAGAGGGAGAAACCCAAACACUAACUCCGACAUGCAAUUUGAAUUCUUUUUGUUUCUUAUUUCUUUUGCGGUGGAUUUCCGUGGCGCGCUCGAGUGCGCAGAACGUGCAACAAAUCGACGCACAUUAAAUUAUUUUUCUAUUUAUUUAUUUGUUUUGUUUGCAGUCGCAGGACAGUGGGACAAAUUACAGUACAUGCCAAGUUAAAAAAACGGGUAGCCUUUUAUUGCGUGCAUUGUACAGUACAUUUUCCUAUCAGACUAUAGUAGGCCUGCAGAGUAAUCUAUCAUGCUGUUUAUACAACUUGUACUCACAAUAAAAAAAGAAAGAUGUUGAUGUAGAACUGUUUCUGACUAACCUUAACUUUAAAAUGUGCGUGCAUUAAAAAGUUGCUAUUGAUUGGGGUGGAAUAUAACCUAAAAUAAUCCCUCCUGUUGAAAAAAAAAAAAGACAGAGAAUUACUGGACUGGAUUUUUACAAGGCCUGGACAUUUUAUGGAGAACCCCUGAACAACAACAACAACAACAGCAGCAACAACAAAAAAAAACAUCUUAAGUACAUCACACGUUUGGAAAAUGUAAAAUUUUAUGGUUGUUUAUUAAAGGUUGUUUGGUCUUCCCUCUGGAGGGAACCCUAUGUAAAAA